This is a messenger RNA of Ctenopharyngodon idella (grass carp), 1746 nucleotides long. RefSeq names its product cyclin-dependent kinase-like 2. The transcript has 11 exons. Gene Ontology annotation, molecular function: ATP binding; MAP kinase activity. The record is from RefSeq and is a predicted model, not a curated record. Gene Ontology annotation, cellular component: nucleus; cytoplasm. Bases 135 to 1562 code for a protein of 475 amino acids. Gene Ontology annotation, biological process: intracellular signal transduction; protein phosphorylation. Lineage: Eukaryota; Metazoa; Chordata; Actinopteri; Cypriniformes; Xenocyprididae.
GGUUUCUAUGGAGACGGCGUUAUUUACGUGCUGCGCGAACCAGUGGCGGCGAUCAUAUAAAAGAUCAUCAGAUCAUAUUUCAUCUACAUAAUUCGAGCGCAAUUGCUGUUUAUAAGGAGCUGAAGCUUCGUGUGAUGUAUAAAUACGAGACUCUGGGCUGUUUGGGCUCCGGCAGUUACGGGACAGUGCUGAAGUGUCGCCACCAGGACACCGGCCGAACCGUCGCCAUCAAGAAGCUGCUGGAGGAAGAUGAGAACGGGAGGAAGAUCGUGCAGAGAGAAAUCAAACUGCUGAAGAAACUGAGGCAUGAGAAUCUGGUGAACCUGCUGGAGGCAUUUAAGCGGAGACGUCGCUGGUAUUUGGUGUUCGAGUUUGUGGAGCGGACGGUUCUGGAUGAGCUUGAGCAGUUUCCAUCCGGACUGGAUCCGCACCGAGUCCGAAAGUACCUCUACCAGAUCCUGAGGGCUGUUUGCUUCUGCCACCAGUACAACAUCAUUCACAGGGACAUUAAACCGGAGAACGUUCUGGUCUCUCAGCUCGGUGUGGUCAAGCUCUGUGACUUUGGCUUCGCCCGGACGGUGUCGGCUGCUCCUGGAGAGGUUUACACCGAUUACGUGGCAACGCGCUGGUAUCGAGCGCCAGAGCUGCUGGUGGGAGACACCAGAUACGGGAAGGCGGUGGACGUGUGGGCCAUCGGGUGUCUGUUCUUCGAGAUGUUGACCGGUGCACCUCUGUUCCCAGGCGACUCUGACAUUGACCAGCUCCAUCUCCUCAUCAGUUGUUUUGGUCACCUGACCCCUCGUCACCGUGAGGUCUUCUACAGGAACCCAGUGUUCAUGGGAGCGUCUCUUCCAGACCCGGCCGAGAGAAACCCGCUGGAGAGCCGCUCACCUAAACUGUCCGGAUUCACUCUGGAUCUCGCUCAGAAAUGUCUGCAGAUGGAUCCGGACAGACGGUGUCAGUGUGCCGAGCUGCUGCUGCAUCCGUUCUUCACCAGAGACCGUUUCCACCUGCGCUUUCAGCAAGAACUGGUCAGCAAGACCCACAAGGACCUGAAGGAAAACAGCAGAGGCACUAAAAGCUGCAGGAGAGAGAAGGAGAAGCUGGACAUCAUGAGAUCGGCUCCUAACGACGGCGUACAGGACUCAAACCUCCGGCUCGGUGAGUUCAGGCCGUCUGAUGGUGAGGACAGUGACAUCACAGCCAAGCUCCGCCCAGAGGACACUGAGCCAAUCAGUGAGACUGUAGAUCCUCUACUCAGGUGUCACCCUGCCGCAGGAAUCCCACCCAUAUCCAACGACUCCUUGUCCGUCAUCAACCUCAGGUCAUUUGAUAAGUCAAAGAAGCCCGUGAGCGUGUUCAAACGUCAGAAUCUCUCAGUUCAGCGCAGCGCUGCAGGGCCUGCUGGGAAGAAGAUGGCAGGACUGCGUUUUCCUGAGCUCAGAAACACCCUGCUGCCAGAACUGAGAGCUGACGCAAGACAAAGAGGAAAUAAAGAGCAGAAAAACAACAGAAUCCCAUCCAUAACAGCACAUGACCUGCACUCAGACACCAGCACAUAAACACACUCAUCUUCAUCAUCAUCAUCCUCUCCUCUCUCAUCAUUUCAUCAUCAGAUAAACCAUAUUAUUUUAUUCUGCUGGUUUAUUUUGGACUCGUGCUGCAGACGUGAAGAUCAGUCAUGAAGCUCCACAACACCUUUAGAAAUCUAGAGAACUUUGUCUUCAAUAAACAUUCUGAACUCUU